Trichoderma gamsii is the source of this 513-nucleotide messenger RNA. RefSeq lists its product as hypothetical. The coding region runs from base 1 to 513 and encodes 170 amino acids. Lineage: Eukaryota; Fungi; Ascomycota; Sordariomycetes; Hypocreales; Hypocreaceae. Gene Ontology annotation, molecular function: single-stranded DNA binding. The record is from RefSeq and is a predicted model, not a curated record. The transcript has 3 exons.
AUGAAACUGUUGCUUUCUUCUUCUAGCUCUCAAAGUUCUGUCUUUUCAAUGAUUUUCGGUUAUUGUAGCAUAUCCAUCCAUGUCGUCCUUUCUGUUCCGCCACGCCACCGCCGCCACCGCCGCCCGGCUGGAGCUGCUCGUGCAUUGAGCACCACCGCGCCUCGCUCCUUUGCCCGUAUCACCAUUGUCGGCCACUUGGCUGAUACGCCCGAGCCCCAGACCGCCGGCACCGAAGAGAAUCCAAAAGAAUACAUCAGAUACGCCGUAGCUAGCAACAGCGGGAGCAAGGACAACCGGCAGACAAGCUGGUUCCUCGUGACUGAUUUCGUCAUCGAUGGUCCGCGCAAGGACUUUUUACUGAAUCUGCAGAAGGGCACGCUGGUGUACGUCGAGGGUGAUGCGUCCAUCAAGCCUUACACCGAUGCCAGCGGCCACACCAGACACGGGCUGAGCAUUGUCCAGCGUAACAUUGAGGUUCUGAAGCGCCCUUCGCUCCCCGAACAGGGCGAGUAA